Oldenlandia corymbosa var. corymbosa is the source of this 1443-nucleotide messenger RNA. The record is from the annotation of a GenBank genome assembly. Lineage: Eukaryota; Viridiplantae; Streptophyta; Magnoliopsida; Gentianales; Rubiaceae.
AUGGGCGCUGUAAUUUCACCGGGUCGGGUCGUUUUCAUAAUUCUAUGCAUCCUCCUUACUUCAGUUCGAACGUCAUCCUCGAUUACUCCUUCUGAGGACCUUAUCCUGGUUGUAUCGCAGAAUACUACAUUGGAACUGUUGCCCAGCAUAUUAGUUCAGAAUGCACCCGGUUCGAAACCUGGAGCCAAAGUGCUUUGUGAAAGACUUAGAAUCCAGGGUUUGCCGAGGCUGAAGCAUUUGGAGAAGUUUCCCAACUCGGUCAGGGUCAAGGUUACUUAUGUGGGCUCCAGCAUUCGUCCGCCUCCUGUGCAAGUUUGUUUUCACAGGAACUCAACCAUUGGGAUCGGGAUGUGCCCGCAGGGCCAGUGGGAGAACCUUAAUAAGGGUGUGUGGAUGAAAUCAAUGUCACCCUUUGAUCACAAGUUCUUAGAUAUUCGGAUGGGGAGUUCUUAUGCAGAACCUAUUGAGGUGUCUCUUCAAGAAGAAGUUUUCUUCUAUCGUGUUAUUUUCUUGGUUUUGGGAAUGGCGUUAUUGACUUUGGCCAGCUUCCUUAGUAAUUCCUUAGUGUUUUACUAUAGUGGUGCGAUGACUGUGGGUGUUCUUCUUGUGAUCCUAAUGGUCCUUUUCCAGGGAAUGAAACUACUACCAACCGGUCGGAAAAGCUCGCUCGCAUUAUCUCUCUACGCUUUUACCGUCGGUUUGGGGAGUUUUCUGUUGAGUUAUUUGCCGAGAUUGUUGCGGACAAUUCUAAAUGAGAUCGGCAUCAGUGAAGACAUGUAUAACCCUCUGGGAGUUUUUCUCUUUCUUUUUCUUGGGAUUGCUGGAUCUUGGUUGGGCUUUUGGGUUGUUCGCAAACUUGUCCUUGCAGAAGAUGGAAGUAUUGAUGUUGGGGUGUCCCACUUUGUAGCAUGGUCUAUUCGAAUUCUGGCUUCCGUGAUGAUUCUGCAGAGCUCCAAUGACCCUCUUCUGGCAGUAGAGGCGUUGCUUUUUGCAAUUUUUACCUCAUUGAUGUUGCGGAGAUUUGGAAAUCUUAAGUACCUUCGUCACUUGUAUCGAAAAUUCAGCAGAUUGAGAAAGCUCGAUGGAAGGAAAUUUGUGGAAGAAUACACGUCGCCAGUUCUGGAAUCUUGCAGUCCUAAAUCCUUCGCUGAAACCCCGUUGAGUAGAAGUCCAUCGACUGAAUCACGAGGUUAUGCCAGGAAGUCCCCCAACCAGCAGUCAUCUCCUGAAACAUUCUACUCUAUCUACCAUAGGACUCCUGAAAGGAGAAAGUUCUCAAAGGAAGAGUGGAACAAAUUCACCAAAGAUUCCACAAAGGCAGCUCUGGAGAGCCUUGUUUCUUCCCCAGAUUUCAGGGAAUGGGCUGUUGCUCACGCUGAUAGACUGACGUUAGCUCCCAAGAUGGAAGCUAAGUCCAGUGACCGGUGGAGGUGGUUCCGCUGA